Messenger RNA from Temnothorax curvispinosus, 3499 nucleotides. RefSeq lists its product as uncharacterized. The transcript is spliced from 14 exons. The annotation marks the transcript as partial. Gene Ontology annotation, cellular component: membrane. The record is from RefSeq and is a predicted model, not a curated record. Gene Ontology annotation, molecular function: sugar transmembrane transporter activity. NCBI's taxonomy places the organism in Eukaryota, Metazoa, Arthropoda, Insecta, Hymenoptera, Formicidae. Gene Ontology annotation, biological process: carbohydrate transport; transmembrane transport.
AAUCCAGCAUUUUAAUGAGAUCCUGAAAGUAAAAUUCGGAAAUAAAUUCUAUCCGUCUAUCCUUCUGUUUUUCUAUAACUCGACCUGCUUCUCUCGGUCGAGGGCAGCCCUUUCGAUGGGGGAGCUUCUUCGAGGGGGACACUGUUCUGCGGCGACGUCUCGCCACCUUGACCACGGCGCCUCGUUUCAGGGUCUAGGUCUCGAGACGUCGGUCGUUGCAUCCCUCACCAUUGCAUCGCAGCGAUAGCGAUUGAGAUCGCGCUUUGCGAUGUGCGGCAGAAAUGAGUGGGAGAAAGACAUGGAGACGAUUAAAGAUAGAGAAUAUGAUCUCCACUCGAGACACAUACGCAAUAGGACCACCGGCCAUCGCUGUCCCGAAGUGAUGACGGAGAAAGGUUCUAAACUCCCUCAGUUCUUGGCUGCUGUGGCGGCUAGUCUAUCUCUCCUCGCGUCUGGUGCGGCUCAGGGGUGGCCUAGUCCGGUUAUCCCUAAAUUGGGAAAGGAUGGUGGACCUUUGGGGUCACCGAUCAGCAGCGAGCAGAGUUCCUGGAUAGUAUCUCUGAUGCCCAUUGGUGCAACCAUUGGCAGCUUUGGGGCGGGAUACCUCGGAGACAGAUGGGGCCGUAAACGAGCAUUGUUAUCUUCUCUGGUGCCGUUUAUAAUUGGAUGGACACUCGUCAUUACUGCAGGGCACGUUGCACAGCUUUAUGUCGCUCGAUUUAUACUUGGAUUGGCUUUAUCUAUCACGUUCACAAUCGUUCCUAUGUAUUGUGGCGAAAUUGCUGAGAUUUCUGUCAGGGGAGCGUUGGGCUCUUUCCUUCAGCUUCUUAACACGAUUGGUUUUCUAUAUUCCUACGCUAUUGGGCCGUUCGUCAACUACGUGGUUUUUUGUAUUCUCUGUGCCAUCUUGCCGGUUAUCUUCUUCGUCUGCUUUAUGAUGAUGCCGGAAUCUCCGUACUUCCUCCUCAGCCAGGAUCGCAGAGAUGAGGCAAUCGAAUCUCUAGCGAAACUCCGAAGCAAAUCCAAAGCGGCUGUCGUGGAGGAGACCGACGAAAUACAGGUGAUACUCGACGAAGCUUUCAAGAAUCAAGUCAGAAUUUCGGACCUGUUUAGAGUGAAAGCGAAUUUCAAGGCGUUGAUCUACACAUGUAUCAUGGCUUCCUUCCAGCAGCUUGUAGGCAUCAACUUCGUACUGUUCUACAUGCAAAAUAUCUUUAUUGCUGCCGGAGGUCUUGUCUCAUCGGAGAUAGCGGCAAUUAUCGUCGGAGUCGUACAGGUGGUAGCGUCAAUGGUCACUCCCGUGGUUGUCGACAGGUCAGGUAGAAAGAUACUCCUCAUUCUCUCCGGAAUCGGAGUGACAAUUAGUUCGUUUUCCCUGGGCUUGUAUUUCUACUUGAAGGAGGUACAGCACGCGGACGACGUGAUAGAGCAGAUAUCCUGGUUGCCGGUAGUUGCGCUUGUCAUCUACAUUGCCACGUACAGCGUAGGCUGGGGUUCGGUUCCAUGGGCAAUGAUGGGUGAGAUGUUUGCCUCGAAUGUCAAAGCUAAGGCUUCCAGUAUAACGGUUUUCUUCAGCAAAUUAUUUCUCUUCAUCACCACCAAAUUCCCCGUCGAUCUUGAAGAGGCGUUAAACGGCAAGUACGCAACCUUCUGGAUGUUCGGAGGAUUCUGCAUUCUUAGUAUCCUCUUCACGGUAUUGCUGUUGCCCGAAACGAAAGGCAAGACUCUGCAGCAAAUCCAGGACAAACUCAAUGGUGUAACUUCGACUGUAAAGGAAGAGAACGGGACGAAGACGUCAAGGGCAUCCCUUUCGAUGGGAUUAUGCCUACAGCAUUGUACCAGUGAGUGUCUCUCGGUGUUGUGUGAUACACUCCCAAUCAGAGAAUCCGUAGAGUUGCAUCCGUACAUAUGCGACAAAACAUCGUUGCGCACCGUCAGCCAUCACUAUCUCGAAAAGAUGACAGAGAAAGGUUCCAAACUCCCUCAGUUCCUGGCUGCUGGGGCGGCUGGUUUAGCUGCGAUCUCGACUGGUUGCGCUGGAGGGUGGUCAAGUCCGGUCCUACCCAAAUUAGAAGGGGAUGGUGGACCUUUGGGAUCGCCGAUUAGCGCCGAGGAGGGUUCCUGGAUAGGAUCUCUGGCGGCCAUCGGUGCUAUCUUUGGCAGCUUAGUGGCGGGAUACCUCGGAGACAGAUGGGGCCGUAAACGAACAUUACUAUCUUCUGUGGUGAUGUAUUUAAUUGGAUGGGCACUUAUCGCCACUGCAGGCCACGUUGCACAGCUUUAUGUCGCUCGAAUUAUACAUGGAUCAACUAUGGCUAUGACGUUUGUAAUUCUCCCUAUGUAUUGUGGCGAAAUCGCUGAGACUUCUAUCAGGGGAGCGUUGGGCUCUUUUCUUCAACUCUUCAUCACGAUCGGUAUUUUAUAUGCCUUCGCUAUUGGGCCGUUCGUCAGCUACUUGGUCUUUUGGAUUGUCUGUGCCAUCCCGCCGGCGAUCUUCUUCGUCUGCUUCAUAAUGAUGCCGGAGUCUCCGUAUUUCUUCCUUAGCCAGGGCCGUAGAGAUAAGGCGAUUGCAUCACUAGUGAAGCUCCGAGGCAAAUCCGAAGCGGCUGUCCAGGAGGAGGCCGACGAAAUGCAGGUUACACUUGACGAGGCUUGCAGGAAUCAAGCAAGCAUCUCGGAUCUGUUCAAAGUAAAGGCGAACCUCAAGGCGCUGACCUACGUAUGUACCAUGGUUUUUUUCCAGCAGUUUACCGGUAUCAACGUCGUGCUGCUGUAUAUGCAUAAUAUCUUUAUUGCUGCCGGAGGUCUCGUCCCAAUGGAGAUAGCGCCGAUUAUCAUUGCAGUCGUGCAGGUGUUAGGGUCACUGGUGACACCUUUUGUUGUCGACAGGUCAGGUAGAAGGAUGCUCCUCGUUUUCUCCGGCAUCGGAGAGACAGUCAGUUUAUGUGCCCUGGGCUUGUAUUUCUUCCUGCAGGAGGUACAACAUGCGGACGACGUGGUAGAGAAGAUAUCCUGGUUGCCGGUGGUCGCGCUCGUCAUCUACAUUGCCACGUACAGCGUAGGCUGGGGUGCGGUUACGUGGGCAAUGAUGGGCGAGAUGUUUGCCUCGAACAUCAAGGCUAAGGCUUCCAGUAUAACGGUUUUAUUUCACUGGUUCUUGGCCUUCAUCAUUUCUAAAUUCUUCGUCAAUCUUGAAGAGGCGUUCAAUGGCAAAUACGCCAUCUUCUGGAUGUUCGGAGGUUUCUGCAUCAUUAGUAUUCUUUUCACGGUAUUGCUGUUGCCCGAAACGAAAGGCAAGACUCUUCAGCAAAUCCAGGACGAACUCGGUGGAGUGACUUCGACUAUAAACGUCGAGAACGGAACGAAGAAUUUCCAGAGUUUACCACCUGGAGGUUGCAGUACGGUUUUAAACUCUUUAUCGGAGUGCUUUUUUAACGUGAGUCCCCUCGCCUCUCACUAUAUUUUCGUAAAAUCGGGGUGCUUUUUUAACGUGAGUCCC